Nilaparvata lugens (brown planthopper) is the source of this 3572-nucleotide messenger RNA. Its product is annotated as IQ and ubiquitin-like domain-containing protein. The transcript has 4 exons. The record is from RefSeq and is a predicted model, not a curated record. Gene Ontology annotation, molecular function: protein binding. Gene Ontology annotation, biological process: cilium assembly. Gene Ontology annotation, cellular component: acrosomal vesicle; motile cilium. Bases 199 to 2925 code for a protein of 908 amino acids. Lineage: Eukaryota; Metazoa; Arthropoda; Insecta; Hemiptera; Delphacidae.
AGUUUACAUUUUUAUGUUGAAGGUUAUUAGGUUUUCAGAUUGCAGGUUAUUAGAGCAUCAUCAAGGAUGGUUUUUAAUAUAACUGUGGUCAAUUUAAUAAAGUUUAAUAUUUAAUUACUUCCUCAACUCAUAUAAAAGUGAGCAUUGUGUUUCUCUACUUCCAUCAUUAAUACAAAACCACUGAAGGCAAUCAUAACCAUGUCACAAGUAUCAUUACAACCUUUCACAUCGAGUUCAUCGAUAAAAAUAACAAAAAAUGAAGACAGUGGCCAAAGCAUGAGAGGAACAUUAGCCACGUAUAAUGACGAAGAGCUUAUGGAGAUUCCUUCAUUAACAAACUUUGAAGAGAGCGUUCAAAAUAUUUUGGAUGGAGAUGUGAAAGUCAAAGAGCAAGAGAUAAUAGAAGUAAACUUAGAAGAUGAAGAUUCAACGAUGGAAAUUCUAUUGGAACACGAAACAAUUCCCGAUCCUGAAAUCACGUCAAAAUCCUCAAUAACCGAAUCCAUGAUGUAUUAUUCGCAAAGUUACGAAGGCAGUGAACGCGACCUGGACAGAUUCAUGGACAGAGAAUCACUUGAUCUCGAGGAACAGGUUAUUCCGGAAGAAGACGAAGAGGAAAUCGAAAAAGUUGAAGUCGAGAUAGCCUUCAGUUCGUUGAAUUCAGAGUCAUACGAAGAAUUAGAGAACUUGGCCAAAACUGUAGAGGAAAAGAGAAUGGAAAGUAUGAUGGUUUCGACAUCUUCGUUUGCUACAGAUGAGAAAGGAUCUCUCAGUUAUGAACAGGUUGGAUAUAAUAAAGAAUCAGAGACUGAUAAUGUUGAUGGUUCGAAUCUGAUAGCAGUUACAUGUAAUGUUGAAUUGGAAAAUGACAAAAAGCACAUUAAUACAGAAGAAGAACAAGACAUUGAAAAGGAACAUGAUCGUUCUGCUGAUCGUGUAAUCAAAAUAUGUGAAGAGCUUGGUCCAAUACUCGACCUAAGAGUGGUGAUAGAAGGACAAGAGAUCCUAAGAACAUCAUUCGGCAUGAAUAUCCCAAUAAAUAAUGUAAAAAUAAGACUAGCCCCGAUUUUUCAUUUGAAGCCAGAUGAAAUAGAUUUACUGCAUGAUGGAGUUAUCUGCCAAGAUGGUGACCAACUGUCGCAUUUCCAAAUAGCACCACCUGAUUCCCUCAUUUUACAAGUGAAACCCAAAGAUCGUGACCUCAAUAUUUUAACUAAUGACUAUCUGCAUUAUGCUCCUUUGAUCGACAUUAUUUCAGCGAGAAUUCCUCUUUCGGGUAGUUAUUUUGAAGAUAAGUUGAUGCAGAUUGAAAGCGAUUGUUUUGUCAAAGAAUGGCUGGGAGGAUACAAAAACAAUAGGACAUUCAAAGAAUAUCAUCAUGUACAAACACAGACUUUGCCUAGAAUAUACAAUCUGCCUCCCGGCGUAGUUUUGCCUCCAAGUUUCACAAGGCAGACGCAAACGCCAGUGUUUCCUCUAGUAGAUGAAGGUACCACUUCGCCAGAAAGCAAGGCAACUCAAGUUUGGAGAACUGAUUACUAUGUUGCCAACUGUUCAGACAAAAUCAUCAUAGCCAAUUCCAAAAGAUUUAAGCCCUAUGUCUCGAAUGAACACCUUUCACACUUAUCGCUAGCAAUGAUCGUAGGAACUGUGAUGGUUUUCAGAAGAUACAUGAAAUGCUUACUGAAUCGAGCGUGUAGACGAGCAAUGGAGUGCAUUAGUCUUCCUCGACUAGACGUGACUCACCAGAAAAUGAAAGAUAAAAUAGUAAAGGAAGUGCAGAGAAAGAUGAGAAUAAACAUGUUCUUUCCAACGACCAGGUUUGAUUUUUCAAUGGUGUAUCUGCUGGUCAGUAAAUGGAGACACAAGGAGACAAAACUGAUUGACAAACUAAAAACCAACGAAUCUCGGAAAGCUGCUUACUGCUCGUUGUUCAAGAAAGAGGUGGACAUGAUAUGGAGGAUUGAGCAACAGAGGCUAGCGGUGAAAAAAGAAGCUUUGAAAAGAAACAACCAAGAGUUCCUUGAGAAGGCUGCCCGUUUAAAAAAUACAAAAAAAUUUGUUUCUAUCGAUUCUUUGGAAACACAACAAGCCAGAGAAUACAUGGAUGUGUACUCGACACUUACCAGGCGAGACGUUACCAGAGAACAACGACUUGACUUUCUACACCACUUCCGAAAUCUGAUUCUCAGCAUUUGUCCCGAAGAUGGCGUCGAUAAGCUGAUUCAACUCGUUGAUCGAGAAUGCGAUCUUCUGCAGAUCGGACUCAAACAUACACAACUUGAAGUUCUCAGACUACGUAUUGAGCAGCACACUUUGGAGUUCUUUCGAAAUAAUUUGAAUAAGGAUGAUUUCGAUUCCUACAAAGAGAGAACGCUGAAAAAAUCGGUUCAAGCCAAGUUUAGAUGCUCGAGAUGCCGACUGCUGAAGCCCUGCAGUGACUUCAAUGUUCACUUGAAAGUGACCAGGUUCAGCAUUUGUUACUCAUGCGAGUGGCUCAUGCACAUUGGAUACCAACGCCUUGAUCUCAGUCCCUACCUCAGGAUUCUCGAAUCGGUUAGGAAGUCAGAGAUGAAUCUGUUCACCAAGUCAGGUGCCAGCUACAUAUUGCAGGUUACUGGCAUGUACUUUCUUGUUAACAAUAUUUGGCUAGGCAAAUCAGCUCUAAGUGAAAUCUCUGAUGUAUCGAACCUCCGAAUGGUGAGGUGGCGACAGAAUGAAGACUGGACUCCUUGGAAUUGCAUACUUCUAACGCAGGAGGAAUCUCGCAUUCACAUGGAAAUACCGAAUGUUGAUCAAUAUUACGCGAAACCGUUCCUGAACAGCGUCUAUUUGAAACACAAACGCGCCAAAUAUCAUUUUCUUCUAUUAUACGUUAGUGACAUGUACAUAAAGAAGACCGGGUUGUGGUACAACGUCAUUUGAUUAAUUCUCUUCGUGCAUUCAAGCUGAGAGAAGAAACAAAACUGUUUGAAACGUUCAUUAUUCCUUAUGGAAUGACGUUGGAUAAACAUAUGAGCCCCAAGUAUUUGACCGAAAAAAUGGAAGAUUUAUAAUUUUUAUCCUAUAAAACUUUUGAAAUCAAUAAAAUUGCAAAUUAAGGAGCUAAUUCUCACAACUCUUCAUGCCAGCAUGGAUAUAAAUGAGGCAACAUGUAAAAUUGUAUAAUAUCAUACUGUUUUAUUAAUAAUUUGAUACUAGUAAAUACAGUAUUGUCAGUAAAAAUAAUGUUUUUAUAUAAUAUUAUUAUUAAAUAUAUUAGUCAAAUAUUCUUCUCCUAGACACUUAUGGGGAUUACAAUCACAGCCAUGUUAUAAAAUUUGUUUCCUAAGAAAGAGAUAAAAUUAUAAAAUCCCAAAUGAGUUAUAAUUCCUCUUUGCCAUCUUCUUGCAUUUUAUUCCUGUGAAAAAAUUAAUGAUUAUCAGACUGAGAGGUUUCAUAUUUGAUGUGUUUUAUAAUGUACAAGAUCUAUUAUUAUAAAAUGGCAACAAAGAAAGAGUUUCAAGAAGAGGACGAUCCACCAAAUUUUACCAAUUAAUAAAGUUUGAGCAGUGAUCUUAGAUUCAACUAAC